CCUUGGAUUCCCCUCAGUCUUUUGACAGCAGUCAACUAGGAUUCUCACCGUCUCAUAUAACCCAAUUUACAAAACCACCAUGAAAUUUUUAAUUUUUCUUCUUGUCGUUUCCCUUUGUGGUGCCAGCAAGCUUAAGGAUGUUCCAGAAAGAAGAUUAGACCAACGACCCGGUCCAGAGUCGCCCUUAGGUCUCGCAACUGCAAAUGGUGUCUCAUUAAACGUCUCGUCUUUAUUCGACCCCACCAGAGAUGCCAAUACGAAGUACUACAUAUUUCUGAGAAGCUCGUACUGGCGAUGUCUCACUUGCGACUGCGCUUAUGACAAUCAAUCGCCCAAUUUGUUCGUUAAAACGGCCUAUUGUUAUCCAACAGCGAAUCAAUUGUUUUACCUGGUUCCAACGGACGGGAAUGGAAUCUAUGUUAAUACCGACCCUACCACAGGUGGUAAAAAUGGUACUUCCGUGCGAGCUUCGACCACUUACAGAAUCGUGAAUGCGGAAGACCAACGGUGCAUGGAUAUCUAUUACGGGGCGGGAGAUUCGGACGGCGCCGUGGUCAACUGGGUGGUCACGAACGACUGCAGUAGUGCGGAUACACAAAAAUGGAUUUUUACAGAUAUUGCCAGCACGAGUUAUAAUUACUACACAAUUCAAAAUCAGGCAGUUUCUUCGAAUGGUUAUAUAACCACGCGUGGCUACAGUACGAGUGAGGGUGUUCUGGUGCAUUUGUGGGGAUUAAGUGACUCCAGUAGCCCUGAUUGGACGCAAGAAUGGGCUUACACCUCUUAAAUUCAGGGGUAAUGUAAAUCUAUCAUAUUUUAACCUUUGAUAUGUGUAUCAAAGUUAUCUUAAAUUGGGGGUUUUCAUCCAUUAAUAUUUAUUAAGAAAUUUAAAUACAAACAAUUUCACUUUGGGAAAUAAAUGAUUGAUUAAAAAUACGCUUUGUUUUUAAAUUAA
This is a messenger RNA of Folsomia candida, 955 nucleotides long. RefSeq lists its product as uncharacterized. The record is from RefSeq and is a predicted model, not a curated record. Bases 80 to 787 code for a protein of 235 amino acids. The transcript is spliced from 5 exons. Lineage: Eukaryota; Metazoa; Arthropoda; Collembola; Entomobryomorpha; Isotomidae.